AUGUCGACAAACACAAUACACAAUAAUAAUGCUAAUGCUAAUGCUAAUGCCAAUGCUAAUGCUAAUACCAAUGCUACUACUAAUACUAAUACAAAUUUAAGACCGUUUCCCUCACAUACAAGCGAUUGUUCGUCAAUGGAACCUGUUAAAGAUCAUAGAAGAAGAAGAUCCAGCAGUAUAAUAUCACAUGUAGAACAAGAAACAUUUGAGGAUGAAAAUGAUCAACAUAGUUCACUAAAUAUGAAUGUAAUGUGGGUUGAUCAAAGGGGUGCUUGGAUGGUACAUUUUUUCAUUCUAUUUUUUUUAAAAGUGUUCUACAAUUUGAUGCCUGGUAUUACAAACGAAUGGUCUUGGACGUUGACUAAUAUUACUUAUUGUGUUGGUUCAUAUAUUAUGUUUCAUCUAAUCAAAGGUACUCCAUUUGAUUUUAACGGUGGCUGCUUUGACAAUUUAACUAUGUGGGAACAAAUAAAUGAUGGUGUUCAAUAUACGCCUUCCAGAAAAUUUUUAAUAUUUGUUCCUAUUGCCUUAUUUUUAAUUAGUACACAUUACUCUCACUAUGAUUUACAUUUAUUUUUAUUAAAUUUAUUUAUUACAACUUUUGUUGCUGUUGUACCCAAAUUACCAUGGACUCAUAGAUUAAGAAUUUUUAUUCCAUUUAUUACAUCUCCAGCACAAAUAAGUUAA
Molecule: messenger RNA, 687 nt
Organism: Saccharomycodes ludwigii
Lineage: Eukaryota; Fungi; Ascomycota; Saccharomycetes; Saccharomycodales; Saccharomycodaceae
Gene: ORM2
Product: sphingolipid homeostasis protein ORM2
Exons: 1
Coding region: 1-687 (228 amino acids)
Biological process (GO): negative regulation of ceramide biosynthetic process; intracellular sphingolipid homeostasis; ceramide metabolic process
Cellular component (GO): endoplasmic reticulum membrane
Source: RefSeq, a predicted model, not a curated record